This is a messenger RNA of Aspergillus novofumigatus IBT 16806, 3566 nucleotides long. RefSeq names its product putative GARP complex subunit (Sac2). The record is from RefSeq and is a predicted model, not a curated record. The transcript has 8 exons. Gene Ontology annotation, molecular function: syntaxin binding; oxidoreductase activity. NCBI's taxonomy places the organism in Eukaryota, Fungi, Ascomycota, Eurotiomycetes, Eurotiales, Aspergillaceae. The coding region runs from base 250 to 3492 and encodes 1080 amino acids. Gene Ontology annotation, biological process: retrograde transport, endosome to Golgi; Golgi to vacuole transport; endocytic recycling. Gene Ontology annotation, cellular component: GARP complex.
GUAGUAUGUUCCGCAUGUCUGUCCUCUAAUCUUGGAGAGACGGUUGAGAUAUGCCUCUAUGUCUAUAAGCUGUCAUCUCUGGAUUGACUGAGUCGCUGAAAAUAUCAGGAAUCAAUUGCAUUGCAUGCCUCCAGUGCGGAGAGCUUGCCAGGCAUAGAUCUAUAAACUCCGCAGACAACCUUCGCUUGACUUCAAUGAGGGCUGUGAUCUUCUCAAUAUCCGCACGCUCUUCCGUGCCUGCUUUCCAAGAUGUGGCUUGAUCGCAUAUCAGGCCACUCCACCCCCUCCGGUGUCCCUUUCGAUAGUCGCAGCAAUUCACCUGCUCCCCGACGAUCUUCCUCCCUCCUGUCGCCUGCUCCACUGAACAACCGUCCGAGUCAGAACCGGCAAGGCUCCUCGUUAUCCGUUCUGCUGACACCAAGUGACUCGACCACCUCUCUGCCGGCAACCGCACGCGGAGUCAAUGGCUCGGUUCUCAAACAAGGCGCCGCAAGGUCCCGUCCUUCUGACGUAGCUGAUCCGCUCGAGGUGCUGAAGGACAUUAUUGGAAAGCAGAAGGGUGACGUAGAGACAAAUGAGUCUCUGAAGACGUCAACCCCUGAAGCAAAGCCGUUGCACUUGGUCGAGUCGAUAGACUUCGGAGAUCUUAGCCUUGAGGAGUUCGUAUCUCAAGUAGGCGAGCCACGGAGAGCUACCUCUACCGAUGUCAGUGCACAGACGCUCCAGCAAUUCGAGAAGGAAAGAGAUAAGUACCAGGAAUUACAUGCUGCCAUCACAAGUUGUGAUGAUGUCUCAAAAUCGGUUGAGAUGUAUCUGAGCGACUUCCAAAGUGAACUUGGUGCUGUUUCGGCUGAGAUAGAGACUCUCCAGACUCGGUCUGUACAGUUGAACGCGAUGCUGGAGAACCGGCGCAAAGUAGAGCAACUUCUCGGACCCGCGGUUGAGGAAAUCAGUAUCUCGCCGAGAGCUGUUCGAUUGAUUGCCGAAGGACCCAUUGACGAGAACUGGGUCAAAGCUCUGAAUGAGAUCGAAGCACGCAUGACGAGUAUAGAAGCCAAGGUUUCUGGUAGCAGUAGCACAAAAGCAAUUGAAGAUGUGCGACCGCUUCUGAAUGAUAUCAAGAACAAAGCAGUGGAAAGGAUUCGGGACUACCUAGUAUCCCAGAUCAGAGCAUUGCGUUCUCCGAACAUCAAUGCUCAAAUUAUCCAGCAGCAACGCUUGGUCAAGUUUAAGGACCUGUACAGUUAUAUUUCCCGAGCUCACCCUCAGCUUACGGGAGAGAUUACGCAGGCAUACAUUAACACUAUGCGCUGGUACUAUCUCUCCCAUUUCACUCGCUAUCUGCAAGCUCUUGAAAAGAUCAAAGUCUAUCCGAGUGAUAGGAACGAUAUACUGGGGGGAGAUCCUUCCGCGCCGAAGACAGGGCAUAUCAUCUCCUCAGGUCGCUCUGGGUCCGCUGCGCAUGACCCAUUUUCGCUGGGGAGACGUAUUGACAUACUUCGUACUAGUAACCACAUGGCCCUGUCUGCAUAUCUCGCCGAAGAGGAUAAUGCGUUCCAUGGAAUUGAAGUUCCUUUCAGAAACUUCAACCUGGCUCUGGUGGACAAUAUAUCGGCUGAAUAUUCUUUUAUGACGGAGAUGUUUUCCACUUUGUCCUUUCACCAGAUUUCUCGGAAGGCCGUUGAGAUAUUCGAACCUGUUUUCGCACUGGGGCAGGGUCUUACAAAACAAUUGACCGAGAACUCGACAGACUCAUUGGGGGUGUUGAUCUGUGUGCGACUGAACCAGCAAGCGGCAUUCGAACUGCAACGUCGCAAAGUGCCUGUUGCCGAUUCCUACAUCAACGGAACCAACAUGCAGCUUUGGCCCCGGUUCCAAGUUAUUAUGGACCUUCACCGGGAGUCUUUGAAGCGAGUGGCGUCGAACACCGGUCGGAGUGCUGUUUCUGCCUUGUCAUUAGCUGGAGGCGGCGACUUGACCCAAUCUUCGGCUCCCCACUUUCUCACACAGCGGUUUGGUCAACUGCUGCACGGAAUAUUAGUGCUGAGCAGCGAUGCUGGGGAUGACGAACCUGUUGCGAACAGUUUGAAGCGAUUGACUGCCGAAUUCGACGGCCUGUUGACCAAACUUAGUCGCAGCGGCGGUGACGCAAAGAGAAGGGAGAAAUUUUUGUUUAAUAACUAUUCUUUGAUUUUGACCAUCAUCAGUGAUACCCAUGGCAAAUUAGCAACAGAACAGAAACAGAGUGUAUCUCAAAGCCUUUUCACUACAGCCACAGCGAUGGCUACCCGCGCUUGCAUCGCUGUAUCGAGGCCAUUCCUCGCACGGCGCAACUUCUCAAGCACGCGGGCCUCCAGCGCAGACGUCACACAUGCGGUGAUUGGAGCUGGCGUUGUCGGUCUUGCGAUCGCGCGGCAAUUGGCCUCGAGACAGGGUACAUCGACUAUUCUCUUAGAGCGGCACGAUGCAGUGGGGACCGAGACGAGCAGUCGCAAUUCCGAGGUCAUCCACGCGGGGAUAUACUACGGAACCGAUUCCCUCAAAGCGAAACUCUGCAUCCGCGGCAAACACAUGAUGUACGAUCUCUGCGCCAAGCAAGGCAUUCCACACCGCAACACGAAGAAAUGGAUCGUCGCGCAGAACGAAGAGCAAUGGGCCGCCGCGCUGGGCACACACAAGCUCGCGCAGACCCUCAGCGUGCCCACCCGGCUCGUCGGCCGCGAGGAGGCCCAGCGGCGGGAACCCGAUGUCCAAGCUCUAGCGGGGAUCGUGGAGAGCGAGACGACGGGGAUCGUCGACAGCCACGCGCUCAUGACAUACCUGCAAGGCGACUUCGAGGACCGCGGCGGGGACUGCGCGUUCCUGACGAACGUGACAGGGAUCGAGGCGCUGGAUGGCGGCCAGGCCGGGUACAGGAUUACUGCUACGUCGGCGGACGGGGCGGAGACGUCCAUCACGGCGGAGACGCUCAUCAACAGCGCGGGGAACGGGGCUUGCGCGAUCAACAACAUGGUUCUGCCGGCGGAGCGGCACCGCACCCCGUUCUACGCCAAGGGCACGUACUUCUCGUACUCGGCUUCGUCUCCCCGGACUUCCGUGCUGGUUUAUCCGGCUACGCUGCCGGGUCAUGGAGGACUGGGGACGCAUCUGACGCUGGACCUGGGGGGACGGAUCCGCUUCGGGCCAGAUGUCGAGUGGGUGGAUGAUCCGACGGAUCUGAAGCCCAGCCCGGCGAGGCUGCAGCAGGCUCUGCCGGAGAUCAAGGCGUAUCUGCCGCGUGUUGACCCGGAAGCCAUCAGUCUGGAUUACUGCGGCAUCCGGCCGAAGCUGGGCCGUGGCGGCGCCGUCAACACGGGCAAGGGGUUCCAGGACUUUGUCAUUCAGGAGGAGGAGGGGUUUCCUGGCUUCAUUAAUCUGCUAGGGAUCGAGAGUCCGGGGUUAACGAGCUCGCUUGCCAUUGCGGAGAUGGUCGAGAGGCUUCUCUAUAGGUGAAGAGUGUCCUUCGAAACUGGUGUUUGGAGCGUUGAUUGGUACUAUACCCGUUGCACAUAUUAGUUUGUAUACAC